GUUCGUAGAUCGCUUGGUCAGCCCAGGCCAGCAAUCUGCGACGGGCGGACCUUAGGGCCCCUAUCCGCAACCAGGCCCGGCCUUUUUUAUUUUUUACUACUGUAGCAGCCCUGCUCUCGCCACUCCAGCCAGGCCUUCCCUCCGCGGUCCGACUGCCAUGGCUCCAACUGUCCCCAUACCCGCGCCCUACCGCGCCUUCUUCCUCUACAUUGAGCCCGUCAGCGCCCUCGUCGGCGCCUACUACGCCCACUUUCUGCCCUCGACAUACCUGCAGCUGACGCACCGCGCCUCAGCUCCCGCUUCAGCUGCUGCCCUGCCCACGGCCACGCAAAUCGCCCUCAGCCAGCUGGCCAACCUCUAUCUGCUGUUUGCCAUCAACGAGGCCCUGGUCCUGCGCGCCACCGCCAGUCUGCGCGUCUGGAGGACCCUCCUCUUCGGGCUGCUGCUAGCCGACCUCGGCCACCUGUACUCCGUUUCCGCCUUGGGCCCCGCCGUCUAUUGGGACGUCAAGAGCUGGAAUGCAAUAGACUGGGGCAACGUAGCCUUUGUUUAUCUCGGAGCCACCAUGCGGCUGGCAUUUUUCUGCGGCAUUGGCUUCGCGCGCUAGACAUGUGAGCGGGGCGUGGCAUUCGGCGCACGCGUAGAGAGCUCUAGAGUACUUCUCACCUUCGAUCUCACUGUUCCAUGGCGGCACGCGAGUACUCGUACGAGUAGGAGUAGAGUAAGUAGGUCGAGAAGGUGUGAGCGUCGGACACUAGCAACCUGAUUGGAUGAAUCAAAGCCUGCCCUGAAUGGAGAGGGUGGAAAAAAGGUCAAGGUGCAUCUACGUAAGAUAGACUAAGCAUCCUCCAACCACGGUACCAAAGUUCACUCGCUGCUCCGGAACCCCUGUCGGGGCGCGCGCGUGCGGAAGGAUGGAAGGCGGGGAGGAACUGGAGAAAUCCCGAGUCGUCCGACCCAAGACCGUCUGAUUUCGUCGCAGCAAACUUUCUCGCCACUGUCCCACCAACCACCACCACCACCUCCUCCACCACGAUGGCCAGGUUUGGGAUCAGAGUUUGCCGGCGGGCAGUCCGG
This is a messenger RNA of Aplosporella prunicola CBS 121167, 1077 nucleotides long. RefSeq lists its product as uncharacterized. The record is from RefSeq and is a predicted model, not a curated record. The coding region runs from base 158 to 607 and encodes 149 amino acids. Lineage: Eukaryota; Fungi; Ascomycota; Dothideomycetes; Botryosphaeriales; Aplosporellaceae. The transcript has a single exon.